AUGCGACACACGUGUCAUCUCCUCGCUGGGUCUGUGCUCGAUGCGCCGUCGCUCGAGUUGCGCAGGGCAGCACAACGAGUAGCGCACGCCGAGACUCGGCGCCUGCGGGAGAAGAAAGCGGUAACAAACCCCUACCACAAGGAGCAGUACAUCAAUGCUUUUCUUGAGGCGCACAGCGCGGCGCUGGUGCAUCAGCACGUUGUGUCCACGUCUGCCAGUGCUAAGCACAUCGAGGAAACCCCCGCGACGGCACUCGCCACCGCCCAGGAACUGAUGACUCUGGCGCAGGAACUGGACGCGCGUUAUGCUACUCGUGGCUCCCCUGCAACGCUGGCCCGCACAAGCGCUGAGGCGUUGUCCGCUGGCAAGGUCACUAGCCCAAUCAUCGGCUCUCUCUCGCAAGCCCCUCGCAUCAUGUUUGGUGCAUGGCGCACCACGAGCGGUGGAGAUACGCGUCUGCGACAGCGCCUACGUUCGGCUGAUGUAAUGCGGCACUGCGUGAUCCGCGAAGCCCGCACGCCGCCAUCCCUCUCGCCGGAGGUGAUCGAGCGGAUGCUGCCGCCGCGGCUUCCGGCGCCAGCGCAGCGCUUAGUUGCCUACUUGAAGUCAGAGCGCUUUCAGCGGAGUCCGGGUCCGGAGACCUGUGAUCGCCUAGAGUCUCUACUCUCGGCGGCUCUGCGUGCCCUUCAGUACUCAUAUGACCUGCAGCGAGUCGUUGCCCUCUACUCAGUCCUGUAUCUCAGCACUUGCAGGGACUGGCACACGGCCUCCGCCAUUGUGGUGUCUCUGGUGCAGCGGUGGUCGGCAAUUGUUGCGCUGUCCGGUAUGAGCUCGUCUGACGUGCUGAAGACUGUGCACGAGGACCGCUCGCACAUGAUUGCGCUGCUCCUGGAAACUGUGCGCUGCGGUAGCUCGAGGCCCUCCUUCACCGCACCGUCCUUGGACGAGCUGGAUAAGGUGUGUGUGGCACUACACAAGCCAUUUGAGGAAGAGGACGUGAGCGCACGCGCAUCUUUCACGGAUGCAAGCAGAUCUCUGGACAAUACCGCUGCGAAGAGCAACGGCACCGCUGCUGCGUUCUCCCCUCGCUGGGACCCUGUCGUGUCGGCACCGCUGCUGUCGGUAAUGGGCCUGGACAGGCUCAACGACGGCCGGUUUUCCGGAAGUGAAACAGAGAAAAUGAAAUCCUUGGCGGAGCGUUUCUGUCUGCAUCGAUCUCGUCCCUCUCCGUCACUGUGUGCACCUACGCGCGCUUCCGGGCCAGCGUACAUGCCUGCCUUAGCGUGGGGUGAGUAUCUGCGGGCACUGCACCGCUGUGGCGCCUCCUUGGCGGAGAUGCAAGAGGCGACAGAUCGCAUCACGGACAGGUCCUGCACGCGCCAUGCCGACUCGCUUCUCUCCAGCACGCACGUGUGGAACGCGUACCUCGCCUGCAGUCCUGGAAGCCAUGCCAAAGAGGUGUAUGAGAAGAAUUUGCGCGCCUACAAGGUGAAAGAAACGCCCGCCACAACGGCAGCGGUCAUGAUAGCGCUUCUGCGGGAGGGAACGGCAGAGAGCCGUGCCGAGGCCCGUACUCUGUGGAAGCGCCUCCAGCACGUGCACGUAUCCGGCAAUAUGGUGCUGCACACCAGCAGCACACUGACGGCCUACAUUCAACUGCUGGAGGCGGAGGGCCAGGCAGACGCUCUCUUGGGACUUCUUACCUCCUUUGAAGGGCUGUACGAGCCGUUUGGCGUGGCACCGGAAUCGUUUUCACGAGCAGUGGAGGCGGUGCAUCAGCGGGGCUGUGGCGGUUCAGGGAUCGCCGGGGGCCUCGAUCUGCUUGCCCAUGUCUGUCACGCACACCCCUUCCUCGUACCACCACUCGUGCGCUACGCUGUGGUGCAGGCGAUUGAGCGGACGGCGACGGCCGCUGCAUCUGCGAAAGUCGUUGUGACGGGCCACGAUGACAGAGCGGAUGAUUUGCUCCCUGUCGCAGGCUCGAUGUCGCCAGCGGCACUUGAGCUCUCUGCCGAUGACCUCGCUGCGAUACUCUGA
Messenger RNA from Leishmania mexicana MHOM/GT/2001/U1103, 2037 nucleotides. RefSeq lists its product as hypothetical. The transcript has a single exon. Lineage: Eukaryota; Euglenozoa; Kinetoplastea; Trypanosomatida; Trypanosomatidae. The record is from RefSeq and is a predicted model, not a curated record. The coding region runs from base 1 to 2037 and encodes 678 amino acids.